Molecule: messenger RNA, 1001 nt
Organism: Magnolia sinica
Lineage: Eukaryota; Viridiplantae; Streptophyta; Magnoliopsida; Magnoliales; Magnoliaceae
Product: probable glutathione S-transferase
Exons: 2
Coding region: 143-805 (220 amino acids)
Biological process (GO): glutathione metabolic process
Cellular component (GO): cytoplasm
Molecular function (GO): glutathione transferase activity
Source: RefSeq, a predicted model, not a curated record
UAAUGCUAAAAAUUCACAUCAGGCCGUCCAAACGCUCUCAAUCCCAACUUCCCAUUUCUCACGUACCCAAGAUCAAACACCUUGCCUGCAGGAACGCCCUUCUCUUCCAUUUCUCUACUGAUUUCAAAUCUCUUUUGCUAUAAUGGCGGAUGAAGUAAUCCUCUUGGGUUUCUGGACUAGCCCUUUUGGGAUGCGAGCCAGAAUCGCCUUGGCGGAGAAGGGGAUCGAGUACGAAUACAAGGAAGAAAACCUAGCAGACAAGAGCCUUCUCCUGCUGAAAUCUAACCCCAUUCACAAGAAAAUCCCUGUUUUGAUCCAUGGUGAAAAAAUCAUUUGCGAAUCUCUCACCAUCGUCCAAUACAUCGAUGAGGCGUGGAAGGGGAAAUCACCGGUGCUGAUGCCUGCAGAUCCUUAUGAGCGCGCGAAUGCGAGGUUUUGGGCAGAUUUCGUCGACAAGAAGAUCUACGACUGCGGAUCAAGGAUAUGGAAGAGCAAAGGAGAAGCACAGGAAGUAGCGAAGAAGGAAUUCCUUGAGUGCUUGAAGCUGUUGGAAGGGGAGCUUGGAGAGAAGCCGUAUUUCGGAGGCGAGAGCUUUGGGUACGUCGACGUGGUCUUUGCCCCCUACGCAUGCUGGUUUCACACAGAUUAUGUGCACGGGAACUCCAUCAUUGAGGAAGAGUGCCCAAAGCUAAUAGCAUGGGUGAAGAGAUGCAUGGAGAAGGAGAGUGUCUCCAAGACCCUUCCAGACCCAGUCAAGUUGCAUGAGUUUGUAGGAGGAUUGAAGAAGAAAUACGGAGUAGAGUAGGAAAUGAUGGAGGGUGAGUGAUGUAUUGGUCUCUGUUUUAUGGCAAUGUCCCUUUGCUAUUGUUAGGUGGGGAAUGUAUUGGUCUCUGUUUUGUGGUAACAUGUCAUUGCUAUUUACUUGUUAGCUUUGCAUGAGUGUCUGUUUUGUGUUCAUGUCCCGUUGUUAUACUUUUGUGAGCUUUGUCUUGCAUUUUUCA